AUGCGCUUCGCCAGUGGCCUCCUGAUCCUUCUCUCCACUCUCCUGGUCCCUCUUCUCGUUCUUCCACUCGCUGUCGUGUUCGCGCCUGUUGCUAUCUCGUUUGUUGCCACACUCUUCACGCCGUGGAUCGCGCUUGGGCUCAGCGGGUCGAGCGAUGCUGACUGGCUCCGCUGGCGCAGUUUUCCACUCGUGGUGCCGAUGGUUCUGUUCGUCGACCUGCCUCUCGCCCUCUACCUCCUGGUGGCCACGACCAUCGUCGAUAUCCUCUUCCUCCAGCCCCUCGUCCUCCUCGCCUACGAGGCAGCGGUGCUUCUCUUUCGCCGCAAGACGCACCUGCCCUCGGCCGAUGACGCCGAGGCCCCGCGUCCCCGGCGCGUGCCCUCGGCCGAUGACGCCGAGGCCCCGCGUCCCCGGUGCGUGCCCUCGGCCGAUGACGCCGAGGCCCCGCGUCCCCGGCGUGUGCCCGCUGCCGCCUCAGAGGGAGACCACGCGCCGGCUGCUAGCGAUAAGGGCGCAAAAUACCGCGAUCAUGCCUCGGUCUGGGCGGCGCUGGAAGGCGAUGCGAACGUGCGGGCAGGCGACGUGCGGUUACUCAGCCUCAAGUGGCUCAUGGCGCUCGCCGACAAGGGCGGCGCGCUGCCGCGUCGGCAGGAGCUACCCGAGGAGGCGUUCGUGACUGCCGAGCAGCUGCGGCGGAUCGAGGCGGGCGCGAGGCGCGGCUUCGACACCCGCGAGUACAGCAAACUCUUGCAACGGAUGUUUGCCGACUACACAUUCUCCACCGAGCUUGAGCUUAUGGCGAGCCUGUUCCGCCGGAAGCGGAACGUCGACGAGUUGCUCCCGAUCGUCUCCAUCUCGUACUGCUGGCUCGAGGCGGCGCACCCAGACCGGGAGGGCCGUCAGCUGCAGCUGCUCUCUCGCAAGCUGCGGAGCCUGUACGGCGGGCGCGGCCUGCUCGGCGCGUGCCGCGACUACGGCUUCUCCGACAUGGGCGUGUUCCUCGACUGGGGCUCGGGCUACCAAAAGGACCCGGCGCUGUGGAGGGCGUGGAUGUCGCUGCCGGCGCUGUACUCGAUGAGCGACGACGAGCUCCGGAGAGUGGACAGCGAGUGGAUCGUCGACGAGCGGCACUCGCACGAGGCUUUGGCGGAGGGCGCGGUUUACGCGAUGAGCGAGGAGACGCUGCACAGCAUGGCGGACGGCGAGAGGCUGGUCGCCGAGCGGCGCGCGUACGAGCAGAGCCGGACCGGGGAGCAGAAGGCCGCGUUCGGUCGCAUGCUCCACCACACGAUGGACCUGUGGUAUGCCCACGCCGCCGUCACCGUCGUGCUGCUCACGCAGCUUCCCGACGAGCUGCCCGCUGGGCUCUUUUCCGCCGGCUGGAAGCUCGUCAUCGACGUCGCCGACGAGGCGGGCGGCGCCAAGAUGCGGCUGCCGGCCACGCCCGCGCGGAUGGAGGCGCUGCUCGCCAAAUGCCGCUUCACCAAUGGCGCCGACAAGGGCACGGUGCUGGCGCUGUACGAGCAGACGGCGGCGGCGAUCCUCGGCUCGCUCGACAAGCUCAGCGUCGCGGGGCUGCCGCUGGUGCGCGGCGACGUCUGGUGCUCGCCAUCGAGGCUCGCCGAGGCGCUCAACUACUGCUCGAGCCUGCGAGCCGUGGCUGUGGUCGGCGCCCGCCUCGACGACGACGGCGUGGCGGAGCUCGUCGCGGGGCUCAAGGACGGCGCGCUCCCGGCGCUUGAGGUCCUGGCACUCGGGCACAACCGCUACGGCGCGCGCGGCGUCGAGGCGAUCUGCGGCGUCUUUCGCCGUGGCGUGGCGCCGCGGCUGCAGAACCUCUCCUUUGCAUUCAUGCCUAUCGGCGACGCUGGAGCCGCCGCGGUCGCUGCCGCGGUCGCGACGGGCGCAGCGCUGCCGCCGCGCCUCGCGGUGACGAUGGUCCUCUGCGACGUGGGCGACGAAGGAGCGCGGAGCAUCGCGGCGGCGCUGUCGCUCGCUGGGCCCGGGUGCCGCUUCCAACUGAUGUUUAACCGCAUCGGCGUCGCCGGCAAAUCGGCGGUGCUCGCGGCGCUCGAGGCCAGGCAAGGCUGGGCGGCCUUCUCGCACAUGUUUAACCUCAUACAGAUGAGGUACGCCCCUGGGUCGGCAAUGCUGACGCGCGCGAUGGGGCGGGGGGGACAUAUUUCGAGCGCUCUGAUGGGCCAGAGCGGGUCGUACACGCGCCAGUAG
Molecule: messenger RNA, 2229 nt
Organism: Emiliania huxleyi CCMP1516
Lineage: Eukaryota; Haptophyta; Isochrysidales; Noelaerhabdaceae
Exons: 4
Coding region: 1-2229 (742 amino acids)
Biological process (GO): nucleocytoplasmic transport; activation of GTPase activity
Cellular component (GO): perinuclear region of cytoplasm; cytosol; nucleus
Molecular function (GO): GTPase activator activity; small GTPase binding
Source: RefSeq, a predicted model, not a curated record